UCGUGGACCAAAUUGUAACGCCCUGCAACGCUACCGAGGCAACUGCAGAAGAAAGAAGUUCUGGUUCCUCUCGGAGAAGAGCGGUGGUGCUUGAGUGGGUCCAGAGACUGAUUUCAGAGCUCAUCUCUAAACUGAAAUGCAGUUCCCCCUGAGUUUCACAGUGCAGAUUUUGCUGUUGAUAGGCAGAGAUGGUCUCUACGCAGAGGAAUGCCCCAAAACCGUGAUCCACUCCUGUGGGGACUGCAUCCAAUCUGGACCGUUCUGUCACUGGUGCAGGCAGCUGAACUUCACCAAGCAGGGCGAGUCGGACACCGUUCGCUGUGACACCAGGGUGGCCCUGCGAGAGAGAGGCUGCGAGGCAGACAACAUCGUCUCCCCCCAAAACUCCCAAACCCUGGUGAAGGACCUCCCGCUCACCACCCGCUCCUCCACAGCCAAUAAGGAGCCGGUGCAGCUGAAACCGCAGCAGAUCACACUGGACCUGCGCCCCGGCCUCCCCCACACCUUCCAGCUGAAGUUCAAACGGGCGGAAGACUACCCCGUGGACCUGUACUACCUGAUGGACCUCUCCUACUCCAUGAAUGAUGACUUGCAGAACGUGAAAAAGUUGGGGGUGGAACUACUGAAGACUCUGCGGACGAUCACCUCUCGCGCUCGGAUCGGUUUCGGCUCGUUCGUGGACAAGACGGUCAUGCCCUUCACAGACACCAGGCCGGAGAAGCUGAAGAAGCCGUGCCCGGAGAAGGAGCGCUCCUGCCAGCCGCCGUUCGGCUACAGGCACGUCCUGAGCUUGACCGAUAACCAGAACGAGUUCAACAGGAGGGUGUCCGAGCAGUUCAUCUCCGGCAACCUGGACUCCCCCGAGGGAGGCCUGGAUGCCAUCAUGCAGACUGCCGUGUGUGGGGAUAAGAUUGGCUGGGGGAACAGCACCCGCCUGCUGGUGUUCACCACCGACGCUGGCUUUCACAUGGCGGGGGACGGGAAACUGGCCGCCAUUUUGGAGCCCAACGAUGGCAAUUGCCACUUGGAUGCGGGUCUGGGGUACAGCAAGAGCAACGAUAUGGACUACCCUUCCGUUGGCCAGGUGGCAGAGAAGCUAACAGAAAAUAACAUCCAGCCCAUUUUCGCCGUCACUAGCAACAUCGCGGAUGUGUACAAGAAACUGAAAGAGAUGAUUCCCAAAUCUGAAGUCGGUGUGCUGUCAGACGAUUCAAGCAACGUUGUAUCUCUGAUUACGAAUGCAUACAAGAGCCUUUCCUCCAAUGUGAUUGUGAACCAUUUCGAGCUCCCAGACCACGUCAGGGUCUCGUACAGAUCAACCUGUGAAGGUGGACAUAGAGAGGACACGAGAGGCAUAUGCAACAAUGUUGGCAUUGGUCAGGAGGUAACAUUUAGCGUGACCGUGACCGCGGACAAAUGCAUAGCGGAGAAAUCGUUUCUGAUUGGACCGCUGGGCUUCAGAGAGAGAAUGAAGGUCACCGUGAAAACGCACUGCCAGUGUGAAUGCAGGGACCCGCCUAACCCGGGCCACUGCUCGGGGAAAGGACAGGUCGUCUGUGGAAAAUGCAGUUGCUCUAAUGGGUUUGUGGGUCAGAACUGCGAGUGCAACGUGGGGUCCCAGGGCGAGGACCGGCUGCGGGCCCAGUGCCGGCGGGACAACGGCACGGAGUGCUCGGGCCUGGGGGACUGUGUGUGCGGCGUGUGCAACUGCCACGCCGGCGAGGACGGGCGCACCAUCUACGGGACGUACUGCGAGUGCGACGACCGGAGCUGCGAGGUGCACCAGAACAGGCUGUGCGGAGGAAACGGGAAGUGCGAUUGCAGCAAGUGCAUCUGUAACCCGGGUUACGAGGGCAGCGCCUGCCAGUGCAGGAAGUCCAACGACGCCUGCAUGAAGGGCGACAGCCGCACCGUGUGCAGCGGGCGGGGCACCUGCGAGUGCAACGUGUGCCAGUGCAAGGACGGGUACACCUUGCCCUUCUGCGAGGAGUGCCCGGGGUGCCCCUCACCCUGCCCCAAAGCUGCGGCUUGCAUUGAGUGCCUGGGAUUUAAUAGCGGUCCAUUCAGUGAGAACUGCUCCACGCAGUGCCGGGACAUUCAGCACAAGGUGGUGGACCAGCUAACUGCUAAGAAGCCGUGCAGGGAGAAGGACUCCAAGAACUGCUUCAUCGUCUUUUCCAUGAAAGAGCUGGACGGCAUCGAUAAAUACGAGGUGUUGAUCCAGAAGGAGAAAGAAUGCCCGAAGCCCCCGAACGUGGCCGCCAUCGCCGGGGGAGCGCUCGCCGGGGUAGCGCUGAUCGGCCUUCUCGCCUUGCUUCUGAUCAAGGCCUUACUUUACAUGAAGGAUCUGAAAGAAUUCCGCAAGUUUGAGAAUGAAAAACAGAAAGCAAAGUGGAGUAACGCUGAGAAUCCGUUAUUCAAGACUGCAACAACCACUAUUCAGAAUCCCAAUUUCAGCGAGGAUUAAUGUCAUCGUCUGUAUUUAAAAUGUGAAAUCAAGUAUGUUAGGGCAGUCGUUCUCAAAAUCAACCCUGCCCCCCCCCCCCCCCCCCCCCCCCCCCCGGUGUAUGCUGGUUUUUGUUCUAACCACAAUUGCAAUCCCAGAAUUUUAACAAGCUUCUCAUUUUUCUCAAUUAGACACUUCAUGUUUUGAGAAUUUAUUUACCUUCUUUUUUAAAUUUUUAAAUAAAUUUGGUAGCUCACGUGGGGUUGAACGUGCCCAAUUCCCACCCUAAUUUGGGAAUGUCCAAUUAUGUGCAACGUGUGCGGACCGCACAGUUGAUUUUGAAGAGUGUAGAUGUCCAAGGUUCUCCUCAAAAUCAAAUUAAAGACCCAGUAGAUCAACACAACAGUAAAUCAGUAGAGUAGAGUGUAAAUCAGUAGGGGAACGUGUGGACGCCUGGCCACUAAAACUGACCAUUUGGUAAAUAAUGAGGAAUUCAAAGACAAAGCAAAUGCCCAACCUACUUUGCAUUAAUAAGUUUAAGGAAAUAAAUUGAAAUAGCGUAAACACAUAUGUUCAACAGCCUGAAUUAAGCAAGGAAUUGGCUGUUGCAAAACCCAUACAUGGGUGGGGUCCCCAGGACUGAUAUUGAGAACUGCUGCAUCAUGGUGCGGUGCUGCACAGCAUGGUAAAGGAUAGCAUACCACACACAGCAUUGCAUGUGUUCCGUGGGUAAUUUUUUGUAGGUGUGCACUAUAGGAAAAAUAUGGGCUGAUUACAAUAACUGAUAUUUGUCAUGUUGACCAAUGCUGAUGCUGAUGAAUCCUCGUUGUUUUAUGUUACAGCACAAAUUCAAACAGUAUCUGCAUUUUCAGAAGUGGAUGACUGCAGACUGUAGAGAGUUAGUAUAACUUUGCAUGUGAACUUGUCUGGUGAAAAAGUUAAAAAGAGAAAAAAAAUUGUCAUUAUUAUUAGGCUAUUUUACGAGCUUUACGAUUUCGCUUUUAAUUGAUAGCAUAAAAUGUCUCGCCUCUCUGCCACAGCCCAUAGCAACAAGUUAAUUUUAGGCUAUUAUGGGCUGAUAAACAUACGCCCUGAUAUUAUCACACAUUCCUUCUUUUUUGUAACUGUGAAAAGUUGGACACAUUCUUUAUGAUUACCAUUUUGCUGUUUUGCUAUUUUUUAUUUUAAAUUGUGCAUUGCAGACUUUAGCCAAGCCUGCAAAUGGCUCAUGUUGACUUGUUCAUCCCAUUCAAAGGAGAUUUUCUCCCAUACCUGCAAUUUUACUUUGUUAACUGUGAAAACAAUAAAACUGGGGAAAAUCAAUGGGCCCCAAAUUUAAA
Anguilla anguilla (European eel) is the source of this 3786-nucleotide messenger RNA. RefSeq names its product integrin, beta 2 (gene itgb2). Gene Ontology annotation, molecular function: amyloid-beta binding; integrin binding. Gene Ontology annotation, biological process: cell migration; cell adhesion mediated by integrin; cell-matrix adhesion. The transcript is spliced from 16 exons. Lineage: Eukaryota; Metazoa; Chordata; Actinopteri; Anguilliformes; Anguillidae. Gene Ontology annotation, cellular component: cell surface; focal adhesion; integrin complex. The record is from RefSeq and is a predicted model, not a curated record. Bases 137 to 2467 code for a protein of 776 amino acids.